Molecule: messenger RNA, 9813 nt
Organism: Electrophorus electricus (electric eel)
Lineage: Eukaryota; Metazoa; Chordata; Actinopteri; Gymnotiformes; Gymnotidae
Gene: hipk2
Product: homeodomain interacting protein kinase 2
Biological process (GO): positive regulation of transcription by RNA polymerase II; peptidyl-serine phosphorylation; peptidyl-threonine phosphorylation
Cellular component (GO): nucleus; PML body; cytoplasm
Molecular function (GO): protein tyrosine kinase activity; transcription corepressor activity; protein serine/threonine kinase activity
Source: RefSeq, a predicted model, not a curated record
CAGGCACUCCACAGACAUGCACACCACAAACUGAAGCCCGAACCUGCAAUUUGGCUCUAUCUCAGAGCCAAAAAACUGGUCAGAAUCUCCCGGGUGAAGUUGCAGAAAUCGCUUUUUUUAAAUUGUCCGUGGACCGGUUAUAACAUUGCAGCUCUGGAUGUGAUCUUUUUCUUCUUUUCCCCCCCGAUGAACUGGGCUAGUAAUGCAGGAGACAGCUAUUCUGUCAGCGGCUCAAGAUGGCAGAUUUUUAUUGAGUUCUGAACUGAAACAUCUUUUCAUAUUUUGCCAUGAAUAACAGAAAUCCUUGCACCGAUGGCCCCUGUAUACGAAGGUAUGGCCUCGCAAGUGCAAGUCUUCUCACCCCACACUCUACAGUCAAGUGCCUUCUUUAGCGUGAAGAAACUGAAGUUGGAGCAGAGCUGUAACUGGGAUAUGACCGGGUACGGCACGCACAGCAAGGCCUAUAGUCACAACAGCAAGCAGAGCGUGUCCGUCGCCCCUGUGGGCCUGAGCACUGCCUCACUCCCUGUCUCCAGCUCCUCCCUGCCCUACGAGCAAGCCCUCCUCUUCCCCGCCGGCUCCGGACACAUCGUGGUGGCCUCGGCGAGCAGCACGUCUGGGGCGGCGGCUGGCCAACUGCUGGGGGGCGGCAGCGGAGGCCACAACCUUACACGGCGCAGCACGGUCUGCCUGCUGGACACAUACCAGCGAUGUGGGCUUAAACGCAAGAGCGAGGAACUGGACAACAACCACGGCAGCGGCGCUGGGGGCGGGGCUGGGGGUGGGGGCGGGGCCGGGGGUGGGGGUAGUGUGCACGUGGUGGAGGAGCAGCAGGCGGCUGCACCUGCACCCAUGCUCCAGAACGGCAACACUGCCUCCGCCACGUCGAAGAACAGCGGCGCCAACAGCGAAGGCGACUAUCAGCUGCUGCAGCACGAGGUGCUCUGCUCCAUGACCAACACGUAUGAAGUGCUGGAGUUCCUGGGCCGUGGCACUUUUGGCCAGGUUGUCAAGUGCUGGAAGCGUGGCACCAGCGAGAUCGUGGCCAUCAAGAUCCUAAAGAACCAUCCAUCUUACGCACGGCAGGGUCAGAUCGAGGUCAGCAUCCUGGCGCGCCUGAGCACGGAGAGUGCCGACGAUUACAACUUUGUGCGUGCAUACGAAUGCUUCCAGCACAAGAACCACACGUGCCUGGUGUUCGAGAUGCUGGAGCAAAACCUGUACGACUUCCUCAAACAGAACAAGUUCAGCCCGCUGCCACUGCGCCACAUCCGGCCCGUGCUGCAGCAGGUCGCCACGGCACUCAUGAAGCUCAAGAGUCUGGGCCUCAUCCAUGCCGACCUCAAACCCGAGAACAUCAUGUUGGUGGACCCGGCCCGGCAGCCGUACAGGGUCAAAGUCAUCGACUUUGGCUCCGCCAGUCACGUGUCCAAAGCUGUGUGCUCCACUUACCUCCAGUCCCGAUACUACAGAGCUCCAGAGAUCAUUCUAGGCUUGCCGUUCUGUGAGGCCAUAGACAUGUGGUCCCUGGGCUGUGUCAUCGCUGAGCUUUUCCUGGGCUGGCCACUUUACCCCGGGGCUUCUGAGUAUGACCAGAUUCGGUACAUUUCUCAAACACAGGGGCUGCCAGCAGAGUAUCUGCUCAGUGCAGGCACGAAAACUACCAGGUUCUUCAACAGAGAUCCAGACUCCACCUAUCCACUAUGGAGACUGAAGACACCAGAAGACCAUGAGGGGGAGACGGGAAUCAAGUCUAAAGAGGCACGCAAGUAUAUCUUCAACUGCCUGGAUGACAUGGCACAGGUGAACGUGACCACAGAGCUGGAGGGAAGUGACAUGCUGGCGGAGAAGGCCGACCGGAGAGAAUUUAUCGACCUGCUGACUAAGAUGCUGACCAUCGACGCGGAUAAGAGGACCACGCCUAUUGAAACGCUCAACCACCCUUUUGUUACUAUGGCUCAUCUACUGGAUUUCCCUCACAGCACGCACGUCAAAUCCUGCUUCCAGAACAUGGAGAUCUGUAAACGUCGGGUGAACAUGUAUGAUACAGUCAACCAGAGCAAGACUCCUUUCAUUAGCCAUGUUGCCCCUAGCACUUCAACUAACCUCACCAUGACAUUCAAUAACCAGCUCAACACUGUGCACAACCAGGCCACCAACUUGGCUCCCCCCUCAACCAGUGCCACCCUUUCCCUUGCCAACCCUGAUGUCUCCAUACUAAACUACCAAUCUGCACUCUACCAGCCCUCUGCAGCACCCAUGGCAGCUGUGGCACCUAGGACCAUGCCCCUUCAGCCAGGGGCCGCACAGCUCUGCGCCACCCGUCCAGACCCCUUCCAGCAGGCUCUCAUUGUCUGCCCACCUGCUUUCCAAGGGCUGCAGGCAUCUCCUUCCAAACACAGUGGCUACUCUGUGCGCAUGGAGAAUGCUGUUCCCAUAGUGACGCAGGCACCUGGUGCACAACCCCUGCAAAUCCAGCCUGGCCUUCUCACACAGCAGGCAUGGCCUUCUGGUACACAACAGAUCCUGCUGCCCCCAGCAUGGCAGCAGCUCACCCACACCUCUGUGCAGCACGCAACCGUCAUUCCUGAGCCCAUGAACAGCUCUCAGCCUCUGGCCAACUGGAGGAAUUCCCAUCCCCAUGGCAGCCAUUAUAAUCCCAUCAUGCAGCAGCCAGCCUUGCUUGCUGGCCAUGUGACCCUGCCCUCCCAACAGCCUCUAAAUGUGGGUGUGGCUCAUGUGAUGAGGCAGCCAUCAAACAAUACCUCCUCCACCAAAAAGAGUAAGCAGCACCUGAUGAACAACAGGAACAUGUCGGUGUGUGAGGUGUCCUCAUGCCAGGCCGUACUGUCCCCUCAGCGAUCCAAGCGUGUGAAGGAGAACACCCCACCUCGCGGUGCCCCAUUACAGAAUGGCCCCUGUGUGCCCUGUGGUCCCCCCCAGCCCUGUGCUGGAGGGGCAGGAGGGUGGACGGAGGACCAGGCCUCCAGCACCACACGUGACCACCAGGGGGUGCACACCCAACAUAACCCACCUCGACAGACCAUUGUCAUCGCCGACACCCCCAGCCCAGCAGUCAGCAUCAUCACCAUCAGCAGUGACACAGAUGAGGAGGAUGAGCACAAGCAGGCGAGCAGCACCAGCACAUCAUCCAAGCAGAGGAAGAAUGUCAUCAGCUGUGUGACGGUCCACGACUCCCCCGACUCCAACUCCAGCAAUAACAGCCCCUACGCUGUGGCAUCUCGACCCACUGGCCCCAAUGCCAACAGCUAUGACUCAAAGGGCACCAUGCUGGACGACUACAGCAACGGAAACCCCCGCACCAUAAUUAUCCCUCCUCUGAAAAGCCAGACAGCCGAGAGCCUGAAUGAGUGUGACCGCCUCAUGCCUGACACCAUAAAUCACCAGAAUUCUGCUUACAAGUUUAAAUCCUCCAAUGGAGGGCUAUCUGGCAACAAUCAUUCUUCAGGAGGUAUUCCUGUGGGUGGGGCAUAUCGGCAGCAGCGUGCUGGGCCACACCCCUUCCAGCAGCAGCCUCUCAAUCUCAGCCAGGCCCAACAGCACAUGCCAGUAGAGAGGAACGGAGGUCACCGGCGACAACAGGCCUACAUCACGCCCACCAUGGCUGCCCAGGCUCCCUACUCCUUCCACCACAGCAGCCCCUCUCAUAGCACCAAUGUUCACCCUCACCUGGCUGCCACACACUUGUCAGGCCAACCCCACCUUUACACUUACACUGCCCCUGCUGCCCUGGGCUCCACUGGCACAGUGGCCCACCUUGUGGCGUCGCAGGGCUCCACCCACCAUGCUGUCCAGCAUGCCAGUUAUCCGCCUGGCAUCGUUCACCAGGUGCCCGUCAGCAUGGGUCACCGUGUGCUACCUUCGCCGACGUUGCAUCACAGCCAGUACCAGGCCCAGUUUGCCCACCAAACUUAUAUCAGCGCUUCUCCCGCCUCCACAGUCUACACUGGAUAUCCUCUGAGCCCCACCAAGAUGAACCAGUACCCUUACCUCUAGAGCCGAAACACUGGAGUCUACCCAAUCGCUGCUUACCAUUCUCCCCCACUAAAGACAGAGAUGGAGAGAUGUGCUCCAACUGACCAUCCCUGAACCGUUUCCCCUGUCCCUGUCAUGCCUAAACUUGAAUAUGAGGAAGACGCUGAAGAAGAGAAAAAGAGUAUCCUGGGAGGGAACAGAGGGUUGGAGUUUUAAAUUAGUUUCCUUUGCAUAUGAGUUUAUUUUUCUCUCAAAAGGGCCAGUUCUGUUUCUUUUUGUCGCUUGGAUUUUUCAUUACUUUUAACAUGGAAAUCUGAUGAUGUUUUUUUCAAUCUCAGUUUCAUUUACAGCAAGGUCACAUCUGUUGACAUUUUUGGAGAGUCUAAGAAAUUUUUUUCAACCAUAGUUUCAUUUGGUUUUCUCUCUUUAAAAAAAGAUAAAACAUUCACAGACUGUUGAUCUGAGGUCACAUUGUGGAUGAGAACUAUAGAUAAGGUGAAAUACGGAUAACUGCUGCUCUACAAAGAAUAAAAUAAUGAUGGCCUUGAACUGUCUUUAACAUUUCCAAAUCACACACGGUGAGGGGUUAGUGCAUUCUCUCCCGUCCUCUCCUAACAACAACUGGAGGAAUCUUCUGGAAAUAUGACAAAAAGACAAAAAACUUUUUAGUGUAUUUAUAGACUUUUCUCUGUUUGUGUUCACAUUUAGAAAAGAAAAUAAGUUUUGUCAUACAGUAGGACAUUUAGCUAGGCCCCCUUUUUAGAAUGUAGCAGGCUGCACCCAUUUAUUUUAUGAAGAACCUUUCUGAUACCAAUAGAUUUUUUUUCCUUCUCUUUAAAUGUGAUUGCACAAAGUGGUUGUAAUAACAUAAGCAUGUAGAAAAUAGUCUGUGUGUGUGUGUGUGUGUGUGUGUGUGUGUGUGUGUGUGUGUGUGUGUGUGUGUGUGUGUGUGUGUGUGUGUGUGUGUGUGUGUGUGUAUGAGCUGCCGUCAGCCAUGUGUGUGGUACACCUUCCUCUGCACCUUUGUGCAAUGUGUUCUCCAUAGUGCUAGGUUUAUCAUCGUUCCCUCGUAGUGCCUUACAGAUAUUACGACAGUUUACUUGGCUGGAGACCCUCUAGAACCAACAGAAACUAGUUUGAGAGUUGGCUCCUAGGUUGAACAUCUUUGUCUGGGGUGUUUUGUUUUAUCUUCCAGGUGUAAGCGUAGUCCUAAAUGUUAUUUAUAGCUAUAUUAUUAUACACAAAACCAUCUCGUUCAACAGUGUUUCUUGUUUAGCAUGCAUGAGGUUAUUUGGCAUUUAGAUGAAGAAACUUGCCUGGGGUAAUGAACCAAAGUUGUCAUUCAGUAAAGAUUAGUAACAUUUGUUACUAUAUUAUAUAUAAUAUGUUUACUGUAUAUCAUAGCUGUGUGUCUUAGAAACCUCGAUGCCCAUCCAAGGGAACAGACUAUAGACUGUAUUUGUUUUGUCAUGCAAAGGAAAUUCACAUGUAUAUUGAUAAAAAAAAACAAAAAACUGAAGAACUACAUGAUUAAUGUGACAUCUGUGCUACACAACAUAUCAGAUCAGUAGUCAUCCAACUGAAUUUUAGGACAAAGAUUUGAAUAUUAUCUGGUAAUGGAGUAAAACUUUGUAUAAUGUCCAGAUAUACCAGGCAUUGAUUUGAGGUUAGAUGAGUAGGAUUGUUUGCAGAUAGAAUGGCCUUGACUGGCCCUAGAGAGACGAGCAGAAAUACAGGUGUAGAAGCAGUAAUGUGGGAGGGCGCGAGCAUGGUCUAGGUAGGGACAGGAGCGAUUAAGGUGCUAAAAGAUGGCACUGGAUGGAUCUAGAUGGGAACUGUAGGAUGGCGAGACAGAGAGAGUCUACAUUCCACAUCUUAAUGAAAAUAGCAUGUUGGCUUUGAGCAUGUUGAUAGAAGCUGGAGGAGGCUUCGCACGAAUGCACACCAUACUUGGAUCCAAGAGAUUGUUGAGCAGCCUUGGAAAGAUCUGUGGUGGGUUUUUUAAGUCUCAUGUGUCUAGAGGCUGUGGUCCUAACAGCUGCCCUGCAUGAGCUGAAGCUGACCGCUACAGUGGUCACACACUAGGUGACUUGUGCCGAAAUCUGUGCUAUUUAGUUGUUUUGCUCUGCUUAAGGAAACACUCAUGUUAAAUAUCACUUCAGAACGAAAAGAAAGAGUUAAGUGAUUUAAGUAAUUGGUGGGCCUUUUUUUUCCCUGCUGCUUAAGUUAACAUCAGCCAAUAAUUUGAUUUACUUUUGAUUUGACUUUUUUUUAAAUUAUUUUUAGACAGAGGGCACAUGCAUGUGAGUUUAUAAAUGCAUCCAGUACUCAUGCCAUAGUGCUCACAUUGAAGUGGUUUAUUUUUACAUUGAGAUCUUUUUUAAUCUUGCUAUGCUACCGAUGUGUGUUCUUUAGAGACUGCUGCAAUAAUUUUCAUAGAUGUUUAUUAGUGCAAGUUUUCUAUUAUUCAUUAAGCUCAUUUUAUUUGUAUCUGGUGGCUGAUAAAUUAUAGUAUUGCUUCUUAAGUAUCUUAAGUAUUCUUAAGAAUCCAUGUACCUGUGCAAGCAUAAACCAUCGAUUUAUCGGUAUGUUAGGUUUGUUACCAUCUCCCCAAACACGCAUCAUUAAUAUGCUUCUUUCAUAGCUUGUCAGUUUGACUUGUGGCUGUGGGACUGUAUGGCAGUCAGAAUGCAUAUUGCCUUUCUUGUUGUAUUUGGUUUAUUUUCAGUCCCACAGAAGCUCAGUGACUCUAGCCCAUAGGAAGAGAGAGGCUCCUCUGUUCUAAGAACCAUAUAGAACAUUCCAUUCCAGAAGGAUCAAUUUUGUCUCACUGCACUGUCUGAUUGACUAUAGACUUCAGUCCUGACUCAGCUCAUAAGGACUGGCUUACUUGACCAAAUGGGAAAUAGUCAAUUAUUUAAGAGGUUUAUUUUUUCCCACCAAAGAAAUUCAGCAUGUUGUUAAUGCCCAAAAUUGUUCCUUGGCAUAAGUGAGAAGAUAAAGGCCAGAUCUAGGUCUGGAAGUAAAAAAGAUCAAUAGAAAUAUACAUGAACACAACAAAUAUACUAUACACAAAUUUUGACGCAAACUUACACAUUCUAAAUUAAUCAGCUCUUUGUAGCAUCUAAACUGUGUCUUUUCUUUAAAGCUAGCCAGUGCUGUUUGUUUAAAUAUCCUUGUCCUACAUUUCAUCUGAUGUAAAGUGGAUUUCUUCAUGACAGUAAGGUCCCUCAUCCAUGUUUUGCAAGUUGCUCUUUGUCUUUAUUAAAGUUUUGAAGUGAAUAUUUAAAACAAUUAAGAAAAUAAGGUAGUGCUCCAUGGUAAUGUUUGGUUGGGAGAGCUACCAGUAGUACCUUUAACACAAGAGUCACUAGUGCAAAAUGAAUGUACAAUGUGAGACUAAAACAUCUGAUAUAUUUCAUGACAGGUAUUACUUAAUGUUACAUGUCUCAUCUUUUUACUGUUACAUAUAAAAAAAAAUUUCUCAAGAAGAAUGCAAUAAGUCUCAUUAAAACAACUUGAUUUAUCAAUAUCAUGUUUUGAAUUCCCUUAAAUUUGAUUAGGAGAAUUACUGUUCUUGUUUCCUUUGUGCUUUCCUCUGCUUGGUUUAGCAUAUUUGAGCUUCUUAAAAAUAUUCAUAAACCCCUAUUAUAUACAUAAAUCCCAUAUUAUAUACAUGAUUUACUGCUUUGAUGCAAUGUGUGUCUUUUUGAGAAAUCUAAGCAGUAAAUGUAGAUACAAUUACCAAAAUGUGCUAUGCCUAUAUAAGCAUCUUUUAUAUAUGAUAACGUUUUUAACACUUUUUAAUUAUAAUUUUAUUUACAUAAUCCCCUUCUGGCAAUUCAUUUUCAUGUAGGAACACUGCCUUCCAAAUUAUUAAUUCAAAGCUUUAAGCAAUUGUCAAAAGUGAAACAUUGUAUUGGUUAUUUUGUGAGGCUUGGUGAAGAGCUUUUGUUAUGUUCAGGUUACUCAAACCUUAUCCAGUUUCAUGUUCGAUAAAAAAUUAAAUGAUCCCCCACACCUACCCCCCAGUUGGAAAACAUUCCCAUCACUCCAGUUGGCAUCUUGAGUAACUAUUUGAAUCAUUUUUAAUACCAGACAAGAUAUAGAUUAAACAAACCCAAUCAGUAUGAGAAUGCUUUAUAAAACACAUACUACUAAACAAUCUUGGAGCUCACAGGUGUUUCUUUCAUUUGACACAGUAACAGCACUUCCACACUCUUAAAGCUCUGCAGUUAAGUAUUUGUGUUUUAAACUGGUUUGUCUUCAGGGCAUUGACUAUAACAUAGCACUCAUGAGCUUAAUAUAGUCAGUGAUAUCCAAAUGCACAAAUGUGCAAAGAGGCCAAAUAUUAGAACAUGGACAUUUUCCAUACAGUGCAUUAGAGUAAUAAAAGGUCACUGAUAUUUAACCCCAAGGUAGAAUUAUGAGUCUGAGGUUGAAGUUUAAUUUAACCGAAUCAUGUUUAGAAUCACUGUCAGGUAAAUGCAUUGAUUUCAACCUGACUGUGUCAACAGUCCUAAAGGUAUUUGUAAGUUCACUUUAUACAGUGAUUUGCAGUGUACUGGCUACAGUCUUUUAUCCAGAAUACACUAUGAACCUGUUGGUGUAGAUGAACUUGAUCUUAUAGAAAUAUGUUUCUGCCCAACCUGAUAUAAUUACAUUGUCACGAAACAGAAAUCACCACUAUAAAGUUAUUCUGUUAUGUAGCUUUGAUGCACUGUAGCCAGUCUUGCAGCCACCUGACAUGAACUUUUUUUUUCUACUUGCACAGCAGCAAAACAUUCACAAUAAAAUGUAAAACUAAAUAUUUUUCUAUGUCUCAAGACCUAAGAAAACAUCAGAACCUGAUUUUAUGUCCAUUGCUGUAUGGUUUCUCAAUGGUGUAUCUCAUUAGUUGUUGUCAAAGCUAUUGUAUUUGCUGCAGUAUUUCCAAGUAUACUUCUUUCUUAAUGUAAUUUUUUAUUUAGCUUUCUUUAUUGGGGAUGUGAAGAAGUGUGAUGUCUCAUUAUUUCAAUCUGUUAACGUAGCGCUAUGUGUACCCUAUACCUUAGACUAAUAUUAUUAAGUAUGUUAUGAGAAUGGAUAUUUUACUGGCUUUAUAGAAUGUUAAAAUGAAUAUAAUAAUAAUAAGAAUGAUUUAACUCCUAAAAGCUGAGUACUUGCUACUAAGCGCUUGUGUUACCAUUAAGAUGUUGUGUGCUUCUCUUAAUUUUCGUUGUAGAAAAAUUGAGUGAAUUUGUAUUAGGCUUCAACAACUAAUGACAACAGUGUAAAUUUAUGGAAGAUUUUAACAAACAUCUGGGUUAUAGAAGAAUAUAGUUCUUUUAAUUGUUCUAUUUCCUAACUGUAGGGUGAGAAGGGGCUCGCAUUGUGGUGAACUAUGUUAUAGCUUCUUAAUUCACUGUUACUUUUGAUCAUUUUUUCGGUCUCCAAGGUGAAUCGAAUUAUUAAUGAGAAUUUGUAUGCUCACAUAUGCAUAUUGUAUAUGUGUAGAAAUGUAAUCACACUUUGUCUUGGAUUUACAUUAAACUGUUAAGUCACUGAAUUUGUGUCCUAGUUUAUAAUUUUAAUAGAUUUUAAGCCUCUUAUUGGCUUUGUAUGAUUUAAAACAUUUCACACAAUUAAUUUAGAGAAAAUCUGGUUGUUGUGUGUAUUACUUUAGAGCACAGCAUCAUUUUGUGCUUGAUUAGCCAGCACUGUGGCACUAUAUAUACAGACAACAUACACAACAUAUGUACAAUAGUAUGAGUGUACUUAUAUAAAUAAGUGAAAACACUGUACCAUAUAACAUACAAAAUAAAGCAUUCAAUGAAA